AUGCCCCUCAUGAUGGAGGACGACGGUAUCAACAUGGAGGACCUCUUCGGUCAGACCGGCUCCUUCGACAUGCCUCCCCCGUCACAUCCCCCAAACAAGGCUCUCUCCCAUCGUGUGGAUGAAAUGCGACUGUCCGGUUGCUGCCAAAAACUCGCCUGGUCCCGGCAAGGCUGCGUCGCAUAUGUCUCCGCUGACGCCACCAAAGUCAACCUGCGCUACCUGCAUUGCCAACCUGUCGACGGCAAGUGGGAUCUCAGCGAUGACAAUCCAUCCACUCUCCCCAUGGAGACCUCUCCCGGUCACGUCGUCGUUCAUCUGUCCUGGAAUGAACUCGGCUCCGACCUGGCCGUCGUCGAGUCGUCUGGUCGUGUGUCCAUCUUCAGCAUCGGAAUCGCUCUGAAUUCCGUCAAUGCCUAUCGUCCUGCUGUCGAUCCAGAUGAUGACAGUGCUCAAGUCGUGGGGAUGAUGUGGUUGAAUUCCCAACGUUCAGUCCAUGCAUUCAAUCAAGCCGCCAAAGUACAAGGCCGUUGGGCUUACUCCCCCUUCCGUCGGCGCCCCAUCGGCCCCUUUAGCCCCGUUCACAAGUCCGCCCUGGUCUGUGUGACUAAAUCCGGCAUCAUCAGACUCAUCUAUCAGAGCCCUGAUAGCCGCUGGGGCGAGAUCUCCGCCGAGCUGAAGAACACCAGUUACUCGGAUCGGCUACUGACCCACGCCGCCCUAUCCUCCACCCAGGGCGGCGUGCUCCUGGUCACCCACUCCGUCUGCCAGAAGAUCGGUUUCUACCGUGUUCACAUCAACUGGACCCCACCCCAAUACGACCCGGCGCAGUUGAAGCAAGCCCCCGUCCAGUUCCCCGCCCCGACCUUUCGCUUCAGUCAUGUCAAGGUCGAGACCCCGGGCGGCGUGCCGGGGCCCCUCCACGGGGACCACGACCGUUCCGACCACCUCUGCCCCAUCCCGAGCGCCCUCUAUUGCCUCACCCGCUUGGACAUCAUCCUCGCCGCGCAGGACAACGCUGCGGGCUCCACCACCAACCCGUGGAUCGUCGCCAUCUACUCCAUCCCCCCGCAUGCCGCCUCGGGACUCCCGCAGCAAUCCCGCCCCUCCACCGUCAUCGUCCGAUGGCAGCUCGACCAGGCCCCUCAUGGCCUGCACCCUAAAUUCGAUGAGGUCGCCUCGAAGAAGGGGCCCGUCCAGAGUAAACCCAAGUCUAUAUUACGACGAUUGGAAGACAUCCAGACAGACCGGUAUCCCAUCUCGGUAGACCCCACGGAGUAUGGAAACGUCGUGACCGUGACCUUUGACGAUGGCUCCGUCGCCUUCUACGACCCGAAGACGAUGAGUCCUUUUAGCGGGGUCGACGAUGCCAACACAGUGACCAGUUUGGCGCAAGCCGGGUUCCACUAUCCUCUCGAGCCGGCUUGCGGUCUCCAUAUUGACUUUUCACCGAGCGGAUGUCUGGCGGCUACGCUCAAUGGGGACGGACAGGUCCAGCUAAGAGGAAUGCAGCACUCGUAUGGGGUUGAAAAUGAGGGGUACGAUGAGAACAAAUUCUCAGCGGCCGUGGCGGCGCUGACAUUGGCGUUCAGCCGUGGAUGUGGCAGCGAGGUCAACACAGAUGAUAUAAUAAUGCUCGCUCGACGGCAGCUUUCCCCUGACGCCCAAGUCGCCCUCGUCAACGAAGUCUACCGCGCCCUACCAAUCAACUGCGACUACACGCAAGAACACGAGAAACAGGAGAAACUAAUGAGCAAUACAUACAUCCCCCGGUGUCUCAGCCUACAAGCGGCAUUAGGGUUCAAAGAUCAGUUCACGUCGCGUAGCUUGGCAUCAGCCAUCCCGUGGGCCAUUCUCCAGAUUCGACACGCAGCCAUCCUCUACCCGUUUCUCUUCCAGUAUAGCAAAGGCGUCCAAGGCGAACCACACGAUCCAGACGUCCUGCGAACCGUCCUCGGAAACACCAGAUGGGCCCUCGACUUCUCGCACUACCUCCUCAACGAACUCUUCGAGCUCGCCGACGAGCUAGAAGGCGUAGCCUCCGACCCAGAAACCCUCUCCCAAAAGCUAAAAUCCACCGCCUCCCUCCCCCUCAUAAUCCUCCUCUCAAGCAUGUCCCGCGCCUACCUCCGCAUCAUCUGCCGCGGUCUCCGCGGCAUCUACACCGGCUACGCGAACGCCGCCUUCACAGGCGACUCCCGCAUCUACUACACGGAGAUCCGGCAAACCCUCGACGCAUCCCCCGUACGCGUCGACGUGUACGAGAAAUUCGUCGCGGGGAUCGACUCCGCCGUGCGCCACGCCUACCACGGCGCCGGGUUCGGCGACGCAGAGCGACCCGGCCCGGAGAAAGAACUUCUCGUCAACGCGCGCAUCCCGCCUGUGCUUGUCACUGCCGUCGGGACGAUCGUCCGGCAGACGCUGGGUGUGAUCAAGCCCGAGGUGGACCGGUUGGCGAUCUAUAUGGCGGAUUAUAGUUGGAGGGAGAGGGAGAGGGAGGUGGAUGUUGUUAGGAAGAUGCCGUUGAGGAUUACUUCUUCUACUGCUGCUGCUUCUACUGCUGCUUCUUCUGGCUCUCAAGGAAAUAAUGGUGGUGGUGUUGGGGCGACUCAGCAGCAGAACCAGCAACAACAACAGCAACAGCAACAACCCCCCCGCCGGCGCAGAUGCGUCCGCUGCUGUGGCCUCUCAGACGGGUCGACUCCGCUGCGGACGGGUCCGAUCGGGUACAGAUUGAUUCAUCGGCUGGGGUAUGUGCGGCAGUGUGUGUGUGGGGGGUUGUGGGCAUUGGAGGCUGAGCCUGUUGUUGGGUAGAUAGGUAGCUGGGUAGUGGGCAGAGGCCUGGGAGUGGCUUAGGGGAGAGAAAGAGGGGAGUGCAGCCCUGGUGGCUUUGGUUGAUUGGGACGAGCUUCG
Messenger RNA from Aspergillus campestris IBT 28561, 2910 nucleotides. Its product is annotated as mediator of RNA polymerase II transcription subunit 16. Gene Ontology annotation, biological process: positive regulation of DNA-templated transcription. The record is from RefSeq and is a predicted model, not a curated record. Gene Ontology annotation, cellular component: mediator complex. Lineage: Eukaryota; Fungi; Ascomycota; Eurotiomycetes; Eurotiales; Aspergillaceae. Bases 1 to 2811 code for a protein of 936 amino acids. The transcript is spliced from 9 exons.